Molecule: messenger RNA, 2643 nt
Organism: Carassius auratus (goldfish)
Lineage: Eukaryota; Metazoa; Chordata; Actinopteri; Cypriniformes; Cyprinidae
Product: transcription factor COE3-like
Exons: 16
Coding region: 1-1632 (543 amino acids)
Biological process (GO): regulation of DNA-templated transcription
Molecular function (GO): DNA binding; DNA-binding transcription factor activity
Source: RefSeq, a predicted model, not a curated record
AUGUUCUCCAUCCAGGACGGUCUCCCACGGGGAGCCUUGACCAUGAAAGAAGAGCCCCUUACGAGUGGCAUGACGCCGGUGCGCUCUUGGAUGCAGAGCGCGGGGAUACUAGAUGCCAACACAGCUGCGCAAAGUGGUGUGGGUUUGGCGAGAGCCCAUUAUGAGAAACAGCCUCCCUCGAACCUGCGCAAGUCAAACUUCUUCCACUUCGUUCUGGCCCUGUAUGACCGGCAGGGACAGCCUGUCGAGAUCGAGAGAACCUCCUAUGUGGACUUUGUGGAAAAAGACAAAGAAUACAAUGGCGAGAAGACCAACAAUGGCAUCCACUACAGGUUACAGCUUCUCUACAGCAACGGUAUCAGGACAGAACAGGAUCUGUUUGUUCGAUUAAUAGAUUCCAUGACUAAACAGCCAAUCCUAUAUGAAGGCCAAGACAAAAACCCAGAGAUGUGUCGCGUUCUCCUCACCCAUGAGAUCAUGUGCAGCCGGUGUUGUGACAAGAAGAGCUGCGGGAACCGAAAUGAGACGCCAUCUGAUCCUGUCAUCAUCGACAGAUUUUUCCUGAAAUUCUUUCUCAAGUGUAAUCAGAACUGUUUGAAAAAUGCAGGGAAUCCCAGAGACAUGAGGCGAUUUCAGGUGGUGGUGUCCACCACAGUGAACGUGGAUGGCCAUGUCCUGGCCGUGUCAGAUAACAUGUUUGUCCACAACAACUCCAAACAUGGGCGGAGGGCGCGACGCCUGGACCCUUCUGAAGCAGCCACUCCAUGCAUAAAGGCCAUCAGUCCCAGUGAAGGAUGGACGACUGGGGGGGCCACUGUCAUCAUCAUUGGGGACAACUUCUUUGACGGAUUACAAGUGGUCUUCGGCACAAUGUUAGUUUGGAGUGAGCUCAUCACACCUCAUGCUAUCCGGGUGCAGACGCCCCCUAGACACAUCCCUGGGGUUGUUGAGGUCACACUCUCCUACAAGUCCAAGCAGUUCUGCAAAGGAGCUCCGGGACGCUUCGUCUACACAGCUCUAAACGAACCCACCAUAGACUACGGCUUCCAGAGGCUACAAAAGGUCAUCCCUCGUCACCCUGGAGACCCGGAGAGGUUACCUAAGGAGGUUCUUCUGAAAAGAGCUGCAGAUCUGGUGGAGGCGCUGUAUGGAAUGCCUCAUAACAAUCAGGAUAUCAUUUUAAAGCGUGCUGCAGACUUGACGGAGGCGUUGUACAGCGUGCCGCGGAGCCAUAACCAGUUGCCCUCGCUGACAGGCUCCGGCGCUCACUCGGGCAUGAUGGGAGUUAACUCUUUCAGCAGCCAGCUCGCCGUCAACAUCUCUGAGGCCUCACAGGGAGACCAAGGCUACUCUCGUAACUCAAACAGCGUGUCUCCUCGUGGGUACGUGUCGAGCUCCACACCCCAGCAAUCCAACUACAACACCAUCACCUCCACCAUGAAUGGAUACGGAGCCGGGAUGACCAACCUGGGCGUCCCUGGAUCCCCGAGCUUCCUCAAUGGAUCCGCCGCCAACUCUCCUUACGCAAUCAAACAGAAGAGCGCCUUCGCGCCUGUCGUCCGGCCACAGACUUCCCCGCCCCCACCUGCACCAGCACCAAUGGGAGCAGUCUACAGGCUAUGGCCGGUCUGAUAGUCCCUCCCAUGUGAAGAGGAACCUGAUCUUCCUCUAAGGCUUCAUAGAGCCCACAACAAACUCACUGGCUCACCAAAUCUGUCUGACACUCUCUUAUUGAACUUCACCAGUCCUAUGAGGAGCUGCCCAAAAAGAACAUCUACACCUGGAUUGCUAACAGAAAAAAAAAAGAAGUAAACCUGGCCUGAAAAUGUCCCAUGUCCUGAAAUGUCAAUAGAUGUGUUUGUUUUGCCCUCUAUGACUUCAUCUUUGGAGAUUCACUAUACCGGCAUUUCGAACAGGACGCAUAAAAGCUGGAUAUUAUCGCAAUGUGAACGAGAGGCCGAGGUUUUGAUACAUCCACGACUGAAGGGGCUUCUUUGCAUGGCUGAUGUUGUCUGUAGACCAUUUGUUUCAUACUGUGUGUCCGUCCUGUUUCCACUGUGAGAAGAGAGAUGCCACUCAUCCAGCUGGGACUGUGACGGCUCACAAGUCCAUUCCGAAUGGAUUCAUUCCUAAUUAUGAAAUGCAGUGUCUUUGGUUUUUGGCAUCAAGCUGAUUUUAUUUCCUUUCUCUUUUGUUUUAAACCAUCAAAUGAGAACACAAUGAUGAACAAACAAACACAAAAUGAUCCCAGACUGUAAUUUAGUGUUCGUCAGGAUGUUGGAUGUCAGUCAUUUUUACUCAUACCGUUUCUGUAGUUCCAGUAUAGUUCCAGGUGUGUGGAUAGGUAGAUUUAAGCCAGGAAUGCUUUCUGCAGUUUUAAUCACAUUUAGGUACCAGACAUGUUGAACUUCUUAUUGUGCUUUUUUUGUAUGUAUUUAUAAAGUUCGUUUCGGGAUUUCUUUGGUGAGUUAGGCCAGAAUAAUAGUAUCAAAUAUCUAUGUCAACACAUUUGAUGUCUUAAUACCUUUUAGAUAUUGUAAAAAGAAUGAAAAAUAAAAGGGAUAACACUUUUUUUUGUAAAAACUAAAAUGUCUAUGACAAAAAAAACAAACAAAAUAAACAUCCGGACAUGACCGGGACACC